Molecule: messenger RNA, 267 nt
Organism: Dovyalis caffra
Lineage: Eukaryota; Viridiplantae; Streptophyta; Magnoliopsida; Malpighiales; Salicaceae
Source: the annotation of a GenBank genome assembly
AUGCGAUCUCAAGUUAUGUUACAAACAUGUCAACCCUCCAACGGCAUCUACUCUCAACCAGCGACCCAAAAUAAAAAGUUAUGGGCUGCAUUGGUCCGCCUUACAAAAGCUGAGAAUAAUGCAACAACUUCGCUCCAAAGCACUACACAUGAGCCAACACCAAAUUAUGCCGAAUGGAACAGGCCUCCAAAAACAAGGGCCGAUUCCACUAUUAAGCAGCUUUUGUUAAAAACAGCCACCAUAGCUAAAACACCCCGCAGCACGUAG